AUGGCCGAGGCAGAAGAACGGAAAGAAGAGUAUUACCUUAGGCUUUUAACCUUUGUCAUUCGACCAGCAACAGAAGUUCUCCAACUUUACUUCGAGAUAAAAGUUUUAAACUCAUUGGAUUUUUUUCUUUUCUUAGAAAAUCAUAAGCAUGUCUUAUUUCAUGAAUUAAAUCCAACUAUUCCAUGUUGUGAAUGUAACAAACGUCCACUAGCGGCUCCACUGAAAAAAUGUCAUCUUACUGAUACUCAGUUUGAUACAUUGUUUGAAACAGACAAAGGAAACGAAGUUCAAGACCACAAAAGAAAACAAGGACACCAGAUAAAACAAUUAUGCCUUUGCAGUGUUUCAGCAAAAAGAAAGACUUCUGUGGUCUUAAUGGAUAUCACACUUUUGUCUUCUGUAAUUAAGUCUUGUUGCCAACCCUGGUCAAUUUCUGGAAACCCUUAUUGGAUAAAGGAUAUUAAAAAGACAAGAAAUUUCAUUGUUCAUUCUCCAUGUAAUAAAAUAUCUAAGUCCGAAUUUGAUCAAAAAUUUGCGUUAGUAGAACAAUCGGUGCUGAAUAUAGCAAGCGUACUAGGUCCUGUACAUCUAAACAUGAUCAAACGUCAAAUUUCUAUUUUUAAAAAUAGCAAUCUUUCGACAAUCAUCGACUCAGACCUAACACAGAAUAACGACAGUAUCUAUAAGAUUCUUGAUAUGUUCGUAGAAGAGCAAAAAAGAACCGUUGAAUCAUUUGCAAAUCAAACAAAGAAUUUGGUAAAGAAUACACAAGAAUUAAAUACCGAGGUUUUAAGCCGACUUGAAGAACAAAAAGAUCUCACUGUUGGCAUACGCAAUGUUGUAUUUGAGGUUAAAACAUUAUGGAAAGAUGAGCUGUCUAAAGCAACAGAUCCCAACAAAAAAGGACUUUCGCAUGAUAAUGACGUUUGCUAUGUAGAAUGGACAUUGGCAACACCAGGUAACUGGGAUGUAGAUGAAAUCCAGAAAACCUUGGAAAACUUUUCAUCUCUAAUGGGAAAAUAUUUCCGUAUAGUGUUUAUUUACAAGGGAUCACUGGUUAUUCAGACAUCAGCUCAAGUAUGUUACCUGCAAAACGACGAAGAAUUUCAAUUAGCUGUAAAAUCAUUUUUAAAAGGUUUCCUUGACGUUUGUGAUCUUGAUACGGAGACCAAAACCAUUGUUCAAGUAGAAAUUACGAUAUCCAAGGAGAAAUUUGAAUCAAGCUACUUGGUCUCAAAGAAAAUGGACAUCUCAUGGUUAACAUGCGACCUUUGCUCUAGUAAAAAUGACUCAUCAGAGGCUAUUCAGUUUUGCUCUGAAUGUCAGUAUAAGCUUUGUUGGCAAUGUAUAUCGAACCACAAUUUGAAUGCAGCAUUUUUCGAGCAUCAUUUGACUGAUAUUGGAACAUUAUCUUUAGAGAAUUUUUGUACAAACCACGAGGGCAGCAUUCUCGACUUCUUUUGUGUUGCACAUGACUGCUUAUGUUGUCUAUCUUGCAAGACCGAGGAACAUAAUUUGUGUCAAAAUGUGCUUCUUUUAGAAGAUGCAGCAAAAGAUGUGAAACAUUCAGUUAUGUUUCAAGAAUUAUCUCAUUCUGUGUUAAACAUUACAACGACAUUAAAUUGAGCAAUCACAAGUCAAGAUGUAAAUAUACAAAAUCUUAAUGAUGAUGAAUCUACGAUUUCAAGUCAACUUGCGAGUUACAAAGCUAAAAUAAUUAAACGAUUAGACGAACUUGAAGGAAUGAUUACACUUGAAACAAGUUCGUUAAAGAAUGAGCAAAGCGCUAAAACUGAGCUACAAAAAAAUAGUUUGUUGAAAAUUGAAAUACCGAUCAAAAAGUUAUCAAGGAAAAUAGAUCAAGCUUCUAAGUAUGGUUCAAAAAAGCAAUUGUUUGUCCUGAUUAAUAAGUAUAAACUAGAAAUUAUUGAUUUGGAAAUCAAACUUCAGAACAUCUUGCCAACACUUAGGACAAGAAGAAUGAUAUUCUAACCACGAGAAGAUAUUCAAAAUACUAUAACAUCAUUGGGAUCAACCAGAGUAAAUACUUUGCAAUACAAGGCAGAUUAUAAGCCAUCAAAAAUUCAACAAGUUCAGGUUCCAUCAUCAACUCCUCAGAUGCCAUCGAAAUUUGAAUUUGACCGUAAAAUAGAUAUCCAUCAAAAUGGGUCGAUCACCAAAAUGGGCAUUACAGAUGAUAACCGUCUCCUAAUCUGUAAUGCCAUCGGGACCUACCUACUGGUAUACAGUGACAGUGGAGAUUUCUUACAGGAUUGUCAUUUGUCUGGUAAUCCUCGGGAUAUAGCUGUUAUACCUGGUGAAGAUAAAGCUGUCGUUACGUUUCUUGAUCAGAAAUCAAUACAAUUUAUCGACAUUAAAAUAAUGAAAGCUGGUUCUACACAUUUUGUACCUUUUCGUUGCCGUGGAGUUACUAUCGUCAAAGAUAAGAUUUGUGUUGGUGGAUACUAUACCAUGAGACGUAAAAACUUAUACAUACUUGAUAAGCAAGGGGAAAAUGAAUUUACAGUGAAUGUACCGAAUGCUGGUGAUAUUGCAGAUCUACAUCCAGGUCCUGAUGAUAGUGUUUACUAUACAGAUAUCAAGUGUAACGCUGUAGGUAAUGUAACUCUGGAAGGCGAACAACGAUUAAGAUACACUUCAGAAGUUCUCAAGAGACCAAUUGCAGUUACUACCGACAAAAAAAAUAAUUUAUACGUGGCGUGGGAAGAUUCAAAUACUAUCCAACGAAUUACACCAAACGGAGAAUUCAUUGAUAUCAUCCUGAAUACGGAAAAUGAUAUUUGCAGUCCUACUGACAUUCUGUUAAGUAAAGAUUAUCGAAAGCUAUUUGUAUUGAAUUGCGUCAAAGAUAACACAUAUGUCCUCGUCUUCUCAUGUUCGUAAAUAAGAUUAAAAAAACUACUAAAAAAUAAAGAUAUUCAGAAAAAUGCUUUGUAUCA
Molecule: messenger RNA, 2960 nt
Organism: Mytilus californianus (California mussel)
Lineage: Eukaryota; Metazoa; Mollusca; Bivalvia; Mytilida; Mytilidae
Exons: 5
Coding region: 1-1626 (541 amino acids)
Molecular function (GO): zinc ion binding
Source: RefSeq, a predicted model, not a curated record